CAACAGAACGCACAGGCGUCAAAACACUGCGGGCUUAAAAUGAUGAAGAAUCUGGGAAGUUUGUCACAUUGAACUGUCAGCGCGUUUCACGCUGCUUUAGCGGUUCGUACAUGCGGAUGAGUAAAGGAUGCAGUGUUUUGUAAUUGAUGGCCUGUUGUUUGAGCUGGAGAAUGGCAAGCCCAGGCUUGUGUUGGCUAAAUAUGGUGCUGAAUCAAAGUCUUCUGAUAAGAAAGGCUCUUGUCGGAUUCCUCCAAGGAAUAAAACACACAAAAUCAUCAACUCCAAACAAUGUCCUCCUCAACCAGACAAAGCCGAAAAGGAAAAAAGAAGCAAAAACACAGCAGCUGUCAGUUGUGUUGGGCAGAACAGCACAGGCGGACCCAAGCGCAGGUCCAGCGAGGCUGUGAGAGUCCAGUCGGACAGCAGCAGGAACGACUCUGUCACGCAGCAGAAAGAGAGCGUGGUGUGUCUGACACAGGAGCAGUUCCAGCAGAUACUGCGCACCAUCAGCAGCUCAUCCGCUGCAAACACUCACACACACGCAGCAGAACCUGUGGCCAGCUCAGAGGAAAACUGUCCCGGAACUACAGGACCAGCUGAAGAGUUGAUCCUGGACGACCAUAAUAUCAGACACAGACCGCCUCUGUCAGAUGAGCAGCAGUCAGGGAUGUUCAGCACAUUUGGAGAAAGGGAAAGAGAGCGAGACAAACUGGAAGCCAGAAGAGCUCAGUGGAGGAGAGAGCUGGAUGAGCAGAUGGCUCUGAAGAAGCAGCAGAAAGCCAAUCUCAAAGAUAUGAAAACUCACAGUGAAUCAUGUGAAACGAGGCUGAAAAACCUGCCUGACACAGAGCAGGACGGGCCGAGCUCACGGAGGGCUGCUGGAGCGGAGAGCUCAAACCACAGAGGUCCAGCUCAAACACAGCGAGAGCUCCCUGCUGCCAUCCGCUCUGCGCUGAUAGUGGGGGAAGCGGCUCCUGUGGAGGACUUGUUCAGUGCUCAGAGACAGGAGCAGCAGAGACGCUGGUUACAGGAACUGGACAAGCAGAGAGAAGAGGCCAAACUACGCCGACAACACGACAAACAGAUCAACAGCCAGGCUGAGGACAUUGAGCUCUGGGCCGUUCAUUUUGACUCUCUUCAUCGGCCCUCAGCUGUGGGCCCCGAGCGAGGGGUCCCUGACACCAGCAGCUGUCUGUCUCCUCACCGCUCCGUCUCUGGGGCUCUGUCCACGGCAUGGGACGGCUCGAGUGCGUUUGGAGGGGACAGUCUGGGGAGGGCCAGCGUUGACACCACUCAGGGAAACCAACAGAGAUCCAGUUAUCUUCGCACAAUGACAGCCUUGCUGGACCCUGCUCAGAUCGAGGAGCGAGAGCGCAGAAAACUCAAACAGCUGGAGCACCAGCGAGCCAUUGAGGCUCAGGUAGAGGAGCGCCGACGCCAGAAAGAGAAAGAGGAGGCCACACGCCGGGCGCAGGAACAGGAAGAGGAGAGGAGGCUUGAAAGAGAGCGAGAGCAACUCCAGCACCAGUACAUAAAGGACACCGAGCGACUGAGACACAGAGAGGAGGCGCAGUCUCGUAAAACAGAGGAGCUGUAUCUGAGCAUUCAAAGAGCCCAAGAGGAGGCCUGUAAAGACAAACACAUCCAGAGAAUCAGAGACCUGGCCAAGAAAGGCCACGAUGUGUCCAAACUACUGCACAGCCUGGAAGCAGACUCCGUCUCACAGGCCCUUAGUGGUGAAGAUUUAGCAGCGACGAGAACAGCACCUCCUUCCACAACAUCUCCAAGAAAAGACACCGCUGUUCAGACAGAGAUCAGUCCUCAGCCAGAGAAUGAGACCGUUAUUCCCAGUGCUCCUCCAAACACGCUAAACAGCAAGACAUCCCAGCGACGUGAGGUAACAGCAUCGGAAAAGAGCCACAGCAAACAGCAAAUGAAAGAAGCGGAUGCUUACGAGCCUUACGCGCGGAGCGACAGGAUCCACAGGCUGGAGAAGAGGCCCGAGUGGAACACGCAGAGACCCAGCAAAGCCUUCGUCCCGGCGUCCGGGCGCUACCCUGAAGCCCUGCAGAGACACCGACAGGAGAGCAGGAGACAGAGGCAGAAGCAGCUGAUGACCCUGCUGGAGAGAAGCACACCGCAGCAAGAUCUGCUUCAUAACCACAAACCUCAAGCACAGACACGGGGGCUAAAAAGCGAAAAUCAACUCCAAGAAGCACCAGCCUUCAGCGCUGAAAGCAGGGUGCCGUCUCCUGCAGUGAAGACCCGUGUGCAUCAGUCCUCUCACCAGGUGCCGGAGGACACGGGCCGCCCGCCGUUAUUAGACUAUGUGCCGUAUGUACGAACAGACGAGGUGUAUCACAUGGACCCCCUCGCUCCGCUGUCCAGACCCCCGACACAUGAAGCCCAGCAGAGGGUCCACACAGCUCAGCAAACUACAGUUGUGAGCAGCAGCAGCAGGCAGGCGACGCCGCUGGUCCAGCAUGACCUCCAUCCUCCUAAAAGCACUGACCGACAGCAGGCCAUCCUGAAGGGUCUGUCCGAGCUCAGACAGGGUCUGCUGCAGAGACAACGAGAGCUAGAAACCAGUCUGAACCCUGCAGUGCAAACACAACACAGAAACCACUUCUCACCUUUCAGACCUGUGUGAUCCAAAGCUGCUUCCAAAAACAAGACCCGAUCCAGCACUUU
Messenger RNA from Onychostoma macrolepis, 2691 nucleotides. RefSeq names its product coiled-coil domain containing 66 (gene ccdc66). The transcript is spliced from 20 exons. Gene Ontology annotation, cellular component: cilium; microtubule. Lineage: Eukaryota; Metazoa; Chordata; Actinopteri; Cypriniformes; Cyprinidae. Gene Ontology annotation, biological process: cilium assembly. Gene Ontology annotation, molecular function: microtubule binding. The coding region runs from base 128 to 2650 and encodes 840 amino acids. The record is from RefSeq and is a predicted model, not a curated record.